UUUUUUGGAGCCCUAACCAGCUACUUGUCAAAACGCCAUCCUAAAACCUUCUCCCAACUCUUAACAAAAACUUCAAUUCAAUUUUCUCUUCUCUUCCCAUGACACAAAUCUUUGUAUGGCUGCAACCCAUCUAGCUCUAUUCCAAAACCCUAUUUUUUCUACCUUCUCUUCACCAUCACAAACUAACAUCAAUUGUUUCUCCUUUUUCAAAUGGCCACGGAAGCUACCACUGCCGAAUUUCAAAACCCGGAUUUCCGACCCGAUUUCCGACCCGAUCUCCCUGUAACCUCCCACGAUGGCCUCCGCUACUGGCAAUUCAUGAUCGCCGGUUCAAUUGCCGGUUCGGUCGAACACAUGGCCAUGUUCCCGGUCGACACUGUCAAGACACAUAUGCAAGCCCUAAGGCCUUGUCCCAUCAAACCGGUCGGUCUGCGGCAAGCCAUUAAAUCAAUAAUAAAAAUCGAGGGUCCAUCGGCGCUCUACCGUGGCAUUGCCGCCAUGGGCCUCGGCGCCGGUCCGGCUCACGCCGUUUACUUCUCUGUCUACGAAAUUGCGAAAAAGUAUUUUUCCGCUGGGAACCCUAACAACUCGGCGGCCCAUGCGAUUUCUGGAGUGUUCGCGACUGUGGCGAGCGACGCCGUUUUUACGCCAAUGGAUAUGGUGAAACAGAGACUGCAGUUGGGUAAUAGUACUUAUAAAGGCGUUUGGGAUUGUGUUAAGAGAGUGUUGAGGGAGGAAGGUUUUGGCGCGUUUUACGCGUCGUAUAGGACUACGGUGUUGAUGAACGCGCCGUUUACUGCUGUGCAUUUCGCGACUUAUGAAGCCACGAAGAAGGGUUUAAAUGAGAUUUCUCCGGAGAGUGCAAGUGAUGAGCGUUUGGCGGUUCAUGCUACUGCUGGAGCUGCGGCUGGAGCGCUGGCGGCGGCUGUUACGACGCCGCUUGACGUUGUCAAAACUCAAUUACAGUGUCAGGGUGUAUGCGGAUGCGACAGAUUUCAGAACAGUUCAAUCAGUGAUGUUAUUCAAACAAUAGUGAAAAAGGAUGGAUACAGAGGGCUGAUGAGAGGAUGGAUUCCGAGAAUGCUUUUCCAUGCUCCUGCUGCUGCAAUCUGUUGGUCCACAUAUGAAGCCUGUAAAACCUUUUUCCAGGAACAUAAUGAUAGUAGUAGCAGCAGCAUUAUCACCUAAAUUUCCUCGAACAAUAAUCACAAAUAUAAUGUUGAAGUUGUAACAAAAUAUCCAUGUAUAAGCAAAGAAUGAGAGCUUCACACGAGGAAUGAAUAAGCAAAGACUAAGAUGCGUCUUGCAGAUUUCAACAUGGUUAUUUAAUCAGCGGCAGGAACCUGAGUUGAUUUUUCAGACCAUAAUUUCUUAUAGUUGUACACAUUGUUGUUACCUUUGCCUGAGAAAUGUCUGAGAUUUUCUUUUCUAGAUAGCUUUAUUUAUUUAUUUAUUUUUUUUUGUUUUUCAUGAAACCCCUUUUGAGUCAUUCUGUGCAAUGAUUUUUGAUUUUGGGUUAGUGGACGGUGUAGGUUUAAAAAGGCAACAGAAACUUUUGAUUCGUUGCUGCGGAUAUUGAUAUUUAAAGAGAAGGCAUUAUUCGUUCUGGAUAUUGAUAUUUAAGGAGAAGGGAAUCGUGGGUGUUGUCACCAAAUUGUUGGUAACUGUUGGCUUGUAAUCUAUUAGAUGCCAGAUUAAUAUAAUGUUAUUAUUAAUUACUUUGAACUGAUUCUAUGCGUAGAUUAUAUGUAAUGGAAUUUCCUUUUACUGAUUAAUAAUAUCAUUUUUUUUAUCUUAA
Messenger RNA from Pistacia vera, 1798 nucleotides. RefSeq names its product mitoferrin-like. The coding region runs from base 211 to 1188 and encodes 325 amino acids. NCBI's taxonomy places the organism in Eukaryota, Viridiplantae, Streptophyta, Magnoliopsida, Sapindales, Anacardiaceae. Gene Ontology annotation, biological process: iron import into the mitochondrion. The record is from RefSeq and is a predicted model, not a curated record. Gene Ontology annotation, molecular function: ferrous iron transmembrane transporter activity. Gene Ontology annotation, cellular component: mitochondrial membrane. The transcript is spliced from 2 exons.